This is a messenger RNA of Grammomys surdaster, 1324 nucleotides long. RefSeq names its product prostaglandin reductase 2 (gene Ptgr2). Lineage: Eukaryota; Metazoa; Chordata; Mammalia; Rodentia; Muridae. The transcript is spliced from 10 exons. The coding region runs from base 164 to 1219 and encodes 351 amino acids. Gene Ontology annotation, biological process: prostaglandin metabolic process. The record is from RefSeq and is a predicted model, not a curated record. Gene Ontology annotation, molecular function: 15-oxoprostaglandin 13-reductase [NAD(P)+] activity.
GGAGGAAGUUCCGAGCUUGGGUGACCUGUGGGCGUCCUCCUCGAGCUCCCGGCGACACCGGCGGUAUAGCUUGGGACACUAGACUAGGGAAUGCCCAGUAACAGGAAUUCUUAGGAAAUUAUUUUAUACAGCCAUCUUGUGAGACCAUUGCACAAAUCAAGUGAUGAUCAUACAGAGAGUGGUGUUGAAUUCCCGACCUGGGAAAAAUGGAAACCCAGUGGCAGAGAAUUUCAGGGUGGAAGAAUUCAGUUUACCGGAUACUAUCAAUGAAGGACAAGUUCAAGUGAGAACUCUUUUUCUCUCUGUGGAUCCUUACAUGCGCUGUAAGAUGAACGAAGACACUGGCACUGACUAUCUGGCACCGUGGCAGCUGGCGCAGGUGGUUGAUGGAGGAGGAGUUGGAGUUAUAGAGGAGAGCAAGCACCAGAAGUUGGCUAAAGGCGAUUUUGUGACUUCCUUUUACUGGCCCUGGCAAACUAAGGCAAUUCUAGACGGGAAUGGCCUUGAAAAGGUAGACCCACAACUCGUGGAUGGACACCUUUCAUAUUUUCUUGGAGCUAUAGGUAUGCCUGGCUUGACUUCCUUGAUCGGGGUACAGGAAAAAGGUCAUAUAUCUGCUGGAUCUAAUCAGACAAUGGUUGUCAGUGGAGCAGCAGGUGCCUGUGGAUCUUUGGCUGGACAGAUUGGCCACCUGCUUGGCUGUUCCAGAGUGGUGGGAAUUUGUGGAACGCACGAGAAAUGUCUCUUUUUGACCUCAGAGCUGGGGUUUGAUGCUGCAGUUAAUUAUAAAACAGGGAGUGUGGCAGAGCAGCUUCGAGAAGCAUGCCCGGAUGGAGUGGACGUUUACUUUGACAACGUUGGAGGCGACAUCAGCAACGCGGUGAUAAGUCAGAUGAAUCAGAACAGCCACAUCGUUCUGUGUGGUCAAAUCUCUCAGUACAAUAAAGAUGUGCCCUACCCUCCUCCACUGCCCCCCGCUGUGGAAGCAAUCCAGAAGGAAAGAAACAUCACAAGAGAGAGAUUUAUGGUACUGAAUUAUCAAGAUAAAUUUGAGCCUGGAAUUCUACAGCUGAGUCAGUGGUUUAAAGAAGGAAAGCUAAAGAUCAAGGAGACUGUAGCAAAUGGCCUGGAAAACAUGGGAGUUGCAUUCCAGUCCAUGAUGACAGGAGGCAACGUAGGGAAGCAGAUCGUCCGCAUUUCAGAAGAGCCUCCUCUGUAGUCUGGGGUAUCUUCAUCAAGGAAACCCUCCACUUUUCACUUCCCACAAAGAUUCUUAAGAUACAUUUAAAAAAUAAUCUUUCAAUACAGAUAGUUCUUGAUUCCA